Molecule: messenger RNA, 3346 nt
Organism: Silurus meridionalis
Lineage: Eukaryota; Metazoa; Chordata; Actinopteri; Siluriformes; Siluridae
Product: ribosomal RNA processing protein 1 homolog B-like
Biological process (GO): rRNA processing
Cellular component (GO): preribosome, large subunit precursor; nucleus; preribosome, small subunit precursor
Source: RefSeq, a predicted model, not a curated record
GUUUGUCAGAAUAUGGGUAGGAAAACGAAGAAGCUGCACAUGUAUUCCACGUGAAAAAGUACAAACCAUGGCACCAGUACAGCAGGAACUAGAGAUUAACCUCGCUCAAAGACUAGCAUCAAACGAAAAGUCUAUUAGGUCUAAAGCCUUAAAGACGCUCAGGAAGUAUAUUAAUCUCCGAUCACAAAAAAUCGAAGGUGGUUUUACGGCUGAAGAUUUGCUGAAGAUAUGGAAAGGACUUUUUUACUGCCUGUGGAUGCAGGACAAGCCUCUUAUGCAGGAGGAAAUUUCACACACAAUCUCUGGCCUGAUUCAUAGAUUCCACACUACAGACAACCAGCUACUCUAUUUUGCAACGUUUCUUCAGACUGUAAAGAGAGAAUGGAAUGGCAUUGACAGACUUCGCAUGGACAAAUUUUUCCAGCUGGUUCGCUUCAUGUUCCGACAAGUGUUCGAGAUUCUUAAGAGAAGGGAAUGGGAGUUCAGUGUGGUAAAUCAGUUUUUACAGAUUUUCACAAAGCAGCUUUUGCAGAACACUGAACAUGUACCAAAAGGACUGAUGCUGCACAUUCUGGACCUUUACAUGAAUGAGUUGGCUCAGGUCGGCUCCGCUGAGCUGACAGCUGAACAGAACCUGACUUUCAUCGACCCAUUUUGCAAAACCAUGGCCAAGACCAAAGAUCGCUUGCUGUUGACCUUCAUCUCUAAGAACAUCUUUAGGACUAUUGUGGAUCAUGCUCCUUAUGCAAUUGAAGACCUGAUGAGGGAGCUGCAGCAUGCAGGAGGCGAUGAUUCAGACUCUGAUCAGGCGUCUAGUGAGGUGGAGGAAGAAGAAAUAGUAAAGAAAGGGGAGCUGAAGAACAUGGCACCCAAAGAGACUAAAGUUAAAAAGGUUAACGGAACCCCUGAAGUAGUGGAAGACAGCAAAGGAAGUAAAGGUGACCUGGAUUUGGACAGCAUGGACACAGAAGAAAAUGAUGUUGGUCCUGUUCUACAGUUUGACUAUGGUGCAUUAGCUGAUCAUCUUUUUGAAUUGGGAAGCCGCUCGAAUACACAGAGCAGGAACCGCACAACAAUGUAUAGCUUGGUGAAGACUUUUCGUGAUUUAAGUGCAGGAAUUUUCCCUCAAAUAAAGGAUAAUUGUGACCUGAGUGAUAGAUCAGAUGAGGAGUUAUUUGAUGAUAAAAAAAGCGAAAAGAAGAAAAGAAGAAAUGAGAGCCCCAGAACUGGAGAUGAAAUGGUGGCUAAGAAGAGCAAAGCAGCUUGCCAAGAUAAAGAGAAGCCAUGUGCAUUGUUAAGCCAACCCACAAAGAACUUAAAGAAAACAAAGAAAGGUUUUGAAGAGAAUAAAGAAUUUACUGAUACAGACAAAGCCAUGGACACAUCACAUAUUCCACUGGAGACAGGUGGAACUCCAAGAGAGCAAGAUUUGAGAAAGAAAGGCGUGGUUGACGGCCAGCUGAAGUUCUCGGAAAUAGCUGAUCAUGAAACAGUGUCCCAGUGUAUGGAAUCAGACUCGCAACACCACCUGGAGGCUGGUAUCAGUUUAAAAAAGAGGAGGAGAAGUAAAGUCUUAAAAAAAAUCUCAAAGAAUCUGCGAGAAGGAACACAUGAAUUCCAUCUUAAUUUAAAGGAAUCUGAGGGAGAACCACAUACUGAUGUUUGUGAAGAAGCUGUGAUGAAGCAGACAAGUUUCAAACCAAUGUCAGGCAUUAGGUGCACUGAAACUAGCACAGAUAUAAAUGGAUUAGGCCAGAGCUAUGCAAAUCAUAAGCCUGAAAUGACAUCACAUUUAGCAGGUUCUGUGGAAACUCAACAGGCUAAAUGUGGUAUUUUUCUUACUCAGGAGAAAACUAAGAAUAAAAAGAAAAAGAUGAUGAGUGUGGUAGAGAAAAUGAACCCAGAAAUCAGUGGAUUAAUUCUGGAAAAUACAUCAGAAGAGAUUUCUCUCCAGAGCCAGUUGGAGACUUCAGCAGUAGCAUUUUAUAAAGAACACAAUGCUAGAGAGAAGUUCAGAAAGCAGUACACACCACAGAAAGUGGACAAGGAUGACAAUGCAGCACAAACUCAACUAGGGACAAGUGCCUCUCAAAAAAAGGUGAAAAGGAAAAAACUGAAAUCCAGCUCGGAGGAGGAAGCAAUUAGAUCUAUUUUAGAAGACACCAAUCAACACAACAAUGACGAGAUCAGCAGACAUUCCUAUCCUACAUCUGAGGAAGAUUGCGCAACACAGUCUAGACUGAUGGCACGUGCUACCAAGAAAAAAAAGGGAAAGGGCAAACAGACCUUUUCAAAUCAGGAGAUCUCAAAGCUGAAAACCAGUCAGCCACAACAUGGAAAAAAAAUAAAAUUGAAGCAACAAGAAAGUCAGCCUGUAGAAGAAACAAAAGAAAACCCCAUUUUUGAAAAUGCUGCAAACGAGAAUGCAGAAUCAGUUGUACCAGAUCACUCUACUGAAAUGAACUCCGUUACCCCAAUGAAAAAUGGAAAAAAGAAAAGAAAGCUACAGACAGAUGAGGCAGUAAUGUCUCAAAAUAAUGAACAUGUAGGAAACGAGAUGGGUGGAAAGAAAUAUAAAAUCAGGGGCAUUGUAACCCACAAGAAGCUGAAGAUGGGAAAAGCCUCUCCAAAAUCUGACUUUGUCUCAUUUCAGGGUCUAAUAAAACCCCCAACUCCACUUUUCUGUAAAACCAAACCAAAGCACAGCACACCUCUGACCAGCAUCAAGAAAUUCCAAACAUUGAAGACUGAAAAUAAGAAAGUGACCUUUGGGCUCAAGAACAAUAAAACCACUGAAUUUAAGAAGACUGACAGGAGCUUGUUGGUAAGUCCUGUUGGGUCAUCUCGUGUGGCCUUCGACCCUAAGAAGAUGCCUAUGUCAGGGGUUCUGAAGUCAACUUCACUGUCUCCAGUACUGACUGUGAAAAAUAAACCUGCAGCUAAGAAAAGAGCAACAGCAGCAGAUUUCUUUUAAAACCAUAUAUUGUGUGAAAGGUCUUCAUUUCCUAAUGUCAUUUAGAUUUGGGAUAUGUUGCUUUAAUUAAACUCAAUUCUCAGAGUUUAAUCUGACUGACAUACAAUAAAAUCUAUGGCAUUCAAUAAAAACAAAAUACAUUCAAUAAAAAUUGUAAAUGAGACACCUGUUUGCCACUUUUUAUUCAUACAGCAAAUUAGAUGAAAGUGAACAUAUAUAAACUCUGAGCAUAAACACUUCAACCUUGUAUUGACUUUUAGUGCAAAUGUAACUUGUUUUAAGAAGUCUGUGCGAGAAGCUAAGAAGUUUUCAGCUGAACUGAUGUUUGUAUCUUUAUCUCAUGACUUUAAUAAAAGCAUCUUGUUUGGUAAA